Molecule: messenger RNA, 532 nt
Organism: Schistosoma bovis
Lineage: Eukaryota; Metazoa; Platyhelminthes; Trematoda; Strigeidida; Schistosomatidae
Source: the annotation of a GenBank genome assembly
GACUUGUUUCCGCAGUACUGUAGUGUAAUUAAAUAUUUAGAGAAAUGUUCUCAUAUAAAAAUGUUUGAAGAUCACCUGAUCAAAACAUUUCGUGGGAAAAAACGACCAGUAUGUGCCAUUCCAGUUUAUCUUGCUCUGCAUGAUUUAUUAGAAGAAUCAGGGCCGAGUCUAAUGUUCGCUGUGUAUCGGUUCUCAAAACUAGAAAAACUUCUCCAAGAAAUAAUAUUUUGUCUUGCGGUUGAAAUCGAUAUACUAUCGUGCGAUGAUGAUAUAAACUCUAUUACUGUGGAAGUAAUUUUCACAGACAUUUUAUGCAUCCCAGAAAUUCAAUAUAACAAAAGCUACAAAUUUACUAAAGAUUGUUUGACUGUCAUAGAAGGUGUUGUUAUAGGAAUAACACAUGUUCAUUCGUUCACCAAAGCAGUUCUGUAUUCAUGUCCAGAACAUCUUUGCCCGGGAAAUAACAAUUACUUUAUCCAACAUACAACGGACAUUUACAAAAGGUUGACGAGGUAAGAUGUUUGAAAACUGU